This is a messenger RNA of Argiope bruennichi, 2776 nucleotides long. It is a transcript of the gene Top3beta, whose product is annotated as DNA topoisomerase 3-beta-1-like. Gene Ontology annotation, biological process: DNA topological change. Gene Ontology annotation, molecular function: DNA topoisomerase type I (single strand cut, ATP-independent) activity; DNA binding. The record is from RefSeq and is a predicted model, not a curated record. The transcript is spliced from 17 exons. NCBI's taxonomy places the organism in Eukaryota, Metazoa, Arthropoda, Arachnida, Araneae, Araneidae. The coding region runs from base 92 to 2704 and encodes 870 amino acids. Gene Ontology annotation, cellular component: nucleus.
UUAUGGUAUUAUGUUAUUGACUCUUUUGUACCAAAGUCGUGUUCUAUCAUUUUUUUGUAAAUAUAUGUAGAAAUUUAUUAUUUUUUAUAAAAUGAAGACUGUUUUAAUGAUUGCAGAAAAGCCAUCUUUGGCACAGUCUUUGGCUAAAAUUUUGGCCAGAGGUAAUAUAAGACAAAGGAAAGGGCUGAGUUCAGCAUGUGCCGUUUAUGAGUAUGAAGAUGUAUUUUUAAAUCAACCGGCAAAAUUCAAAUUUACUAGUGUUUGCGGACAUGUCAUGUCUUUAGAUUUCAUUCCUAAAUAUAAUAACUGGGAUAAAGUGGAUCCUGCAGAAUUAUUCUCUGCUCCUACUGAAAAACGAGAAGCGAAUUCUAAACUUCAAAUUCCGAAAUUCCUUCAUUCAGAAGCACGAAAUUGUGACUAUCUGGUAUUAUGGCUUGAUUGUGAUAAAGAAGGAGAAAAUAUUUGUUUUGAGGUUAUAAAUUGUGUCAGGGAUGCAAUGAAACCUCCUUUAAACAGACAUGAACAGACCAUAUUUCGGGCUCGUUUUAGUGCUAUUACGGAAAAAGAUAUCAAACAAGCCAUGAAGCAACUAGUUGAGCCAAAUGAGAAUGAAUCAUUAUCUGUCGAUGCACGGCAAGAACUUGAUCUUAGGAUAGGCUGUGCCUUUACUCGAUUCCAAACAAAAUUUUUUCAGAAUAAAUAUGGUAAUUUAGAUAGUGCCUUAAUUUCUUAUGGUCCUUGCCAAACUCCCACAUUAGGAUUUUGCGUUGAAAGGCAUGAUAGAAUAGCUUCCUUCAAACCUGAGCCUUAUUAUGUGCUGUCUGUUAAAGUUACUACUGCCAGCCAGAAAACUUUGACAUUGGAUUGGGAUCGUAUCAGGAUAUUUGAUAAUGAAGUGGCAAAUAUUUUUUAUCAAAUGGUUAAACAAAAAACAGAAGCAAUAGUUACUAAUGUUACCAAAAAAGAAAAAGCGAAGCAGCGUCCUUUGGCCUUAAAUACAGUUGAGCUGAUGAGAGUUGCCAGCUCAGGCUUAAACAUGGGCCCCCAUCAUGCCAUGUCCAUUGCUGAGAAGCUUUACACUCAAGGAUAUAUCAGUUAUCCCAGAACAGAAACAACAUCUUACCCUGAGAAUUUUGAUAUUAGAGGCAUUUUGCAGCUCCAAAGUAAAAGCUCUGAGUGGGGAAAAGAUGUACAGGAUUUAUUAUCUGGAACAAUGAUUCGACCCAGGAAAGGCCAUGAUGCUGGUGAUCAUCCUCCUAUAACACCAAUGAAACUGGCUACUAGAAGUGAAUUAGAUGCUGAUUCGUGGAAAAUAUACGACUAUGUUUCAAGGCAUUUCAUAGCUACAGUUGCUCCAGAUAUGAAAUACAUUCAAACAGUUAUUUCAUUUCAAAUUGGCGAAGAAACUUUUACUUGUUCUGGGAAGACAUUGGUGGAUCCUGGUUACACUAAAGUAAUGAGUUGGCAAGCAUUAAGUGUGGAAGAAACGCUGCCUGAUUUGAAAAAGGAAGAUGCACUCACCGUAUCGGAAGUUAAGUUACUUGAAAAGCAAACUUCUCCCCCUGAUUAUUUGACUGAAGCUGAAUUGAUUACUCUGAUGGAGAAGCAUGGUAUUGGAACUGAUGCAUCUAUUCCUGUGCACAUAAAUAACAUAUGCCAAAGAAAUUAUGUCACAGUAACAAGUGGACGCAAACUUGUUCCAACACCAUUAGGAAUAGUAUUGGUGCAUGGAUAUCAUAAGAUUGAUCCGGAUUUAGUUUUACCUAACAUGAGGUCAGCUGUUGAAAAGCAGUUGAAUUUGAUUGCUUUGGGAAAAGAAAAUUUCGAAUCUGUUCUUCAGCAUACUUUGACAGUUUUUCGCUUGAAAUUUCAAUAUUUUGUCUUGAAUAUUGCUGGAAUGGAUGAAUUAUUUGAAGCCUCUUUCAGUCCCCUUUCAGAGAGUGGAAAACCAUUAUCAAGUCAGCUAUCAUUAACUUGGUAUUGCCCAUACAAAUGUGGGAAAUGUCGCCGAUAUAUGAAACUCAUUGCAACUAAGCCUUGUCGAUUGCAUUGUCCGACAUGCGAUGAAACAUUUACUGUUCCCCAAAGUGGAAAUAUCAGAAUCUACAAGGAACUUAAAUGCCCAUUGGAUGAUUUUGAAUUAUUGUACUAUACUGCUGGUGUAAAAGGAAAGAGUUACACUUUUUGUCCAUAUUGCUACAACAAUCCUCCAUUUCGAGACAUGCGAAAAUUGUUUGGUUGUAACUCUUGUACCCAUCCUACCUGUCCUCACUCUCUUCAGAGUAAUGGUGUUUCCAAUUGUUCUAUGUGUGAAGGAGGUAUUCUCGUUCUUGAUGCUGGAUCAGCUCCCAAAUGGAAACUGUGCUGUAAUAGAUGUGACAACAUCAUUCGCCUUUUUGAGGAUGCUACAAAAAUCAGUGUUGAUGAAGAUACAUGCAAAGAUUGUGGAAGUCAACUGGUGACUGCAGAGUACAAAAAGGAAAAGACAAAAUUUGGUGGCAAUAUAACUGAAGCUACUGGGUGCAUUUUUUGUGAUGCCCGAUUUAGCUCUCUAGUUGAUCAGCUGCAAGCCCAAAAAAUGCGCAAUAAUCCUUCCAGAGGGAGGGGAAGAGGAAGAGGCAGGGGUAGAGGAACGAAGUCAAGAGGGAGAGGCAGAAGUAAGCCGAAAGACAAAAUGGCCCAGUUAGCAGCUUAUUUUGUAUAAUCUUUUUACCACCUUCUGUACAGUUUUUUUUUUUUUUUCUUUGUUGUGUUAUUAAAUUUUUUUAACAUUUUG